AUGGCCCCCCAGACUCGGCGAUCAAGCAGGCGUCGUGUAGAUUCCGAACACAUCCCCGAAACCAACACCGAGUCUCCAACUCAACCAGUCCGCUUCAUCCCACCACAAGCACACCACCCUCAUCCCCCAGGCCUAACCCGCCUCCCGCACCUAACCACCAAAGAAACAACCCUCCUCCGCAAAAAACAAUCCCGCCUACGCGCAUCCGCACCCGCCACAAAAGCAACCGCAGCAGACUACGGUCCACCCGCCUUGCAAUCCCUCUCCUCAACCCUCAUCUUUGCACAGCACGAAGCAGGCACAGCAGUAUGCAUCCACCCAGAUGGCUGGCUCCUCACCUGCGCGCAUUGCUUCGGCGAGUCCGAGGCCGAGUGGCGCUCCCACAGCCGGAAAUGGCUCCUCUUUUUCACGGGCGAAGCAGUGUUCGUCGAGUGUGUAGCCUGGGACGCGGGGCGGGACCUUGCACUGGCCAGAAUCACUGCACUUGAGCGCCUGCUCCCGGCUGCCUCCCAGAAUUCAAUCCCAAGCUUCGCGUGUGUGCCACUAGCACCACCAUCAGCUUCUCUCAGCUCCAAGAUCCUCUGCAUCGGGCAGCCAGGCUCUGAUGAUCUAGAAUCAUCCGCCCCGCGAAAAACAGCCUACGGUCUUAUUGAGAUUUCUGAAGGUCGGUUGCGCGGGUUGAUGCCCGGUGCGGACCCGCAUGAUAACGAGGAGAUUGGGGCGCUGAGGCACGAUGCGUGGACGUACUGGGGUCAUUCUGGGGCGCCUUUGUUGCGGCGGACUGAUGGUGUGUUACUGGGGUUGCAUUCAUCGUGGGAUGAGACUACGGCUAUGAGGCAUGGGGUGCCGAUUGUUGCGGUUAGGGGGUUUCUCAAAGAGAGGUUUCCUGGGGGUUGGGCUGAGGACCAGGGUGAUGGGGAGGAAAGAGAGGUGAUUGUAAUUGAUUGA
Messenger RNA from Aspergillus novofumigatus IBT 16806, 948 nucleotides. Its product is annotated as S1 family peptidase. Bases 1 to 948 code for a protein of 315 amino acids. The transcript is spliced from 2 exons. The record is from RefSeq and is a predicted model, not a curated record. Lineage: Eukaryota; Fungi; Ascomycota; Eurotiomycetes; Eurotiales; Aspergillaceae.